Cyclospora cayetanensis is the source of this 357-nucleotide messenger RNA. Its product is annotated as programmed cell death protein 5. The transcript is spliced from 5 exons. NCBI's taxonomy places the organism in Eukaryota, Apicomplexa, Conoidasida, Eucoccidiorida, Eimeriidae. Gene Ontology annotation, molecular function: DNA binding. Gene Ontology annotation, cellular component: nucleus; cytosol. Bases 1 to 357 code for a protein of 118 amino acids. The record is from RefSeq and is a predicted model, not a curated record.
AUGGAUCCGGAGACUGUGCCAACACAGAAACAGCUGCAACAGCAGAUGCAGCAGGAGGAAAAAUGCAAGGCUAUUGAGGAGCAGCGGCGGAUGGCGAUGCGUUCAUUGUUAUCAUCAGAGGCUCAUCAGAGACUGAGCCGAAUCUCUAUGGUGAAGCCCCAGAACGCCGCCGCAGCAGAAAACUUCAUUUUGCAGGCUGCUCGUUCGGGCGCUCUCCAACCUCCGGUGUCUGAAAGCACGUUAAUAGAAAUCCUUGAAAGGAUAUCUGGGGCCGAAAAUAAAGCGUCAAACGCAAACCCGAAAGUCGUCAUCAGGCGCCGGAGAUUCGAUGAUGACGAUUCAGAUGAAGACAUUUAA